Nipponia nippon (crested ibis) is the source of this 1631-nucleotide messenger RNA. The record is from RefSeq and is a predicted model, not a curated record. Lineage: Eukaryota; Metazoa; Chordata; Aves; Pelecaniformes; Threskiornithidae.
UAUGCCCCAGACGCCAAUAUUUUCCAGCAUGCUUGGUUCCAGUUGUAGUGGACAAGUGCAGCCAGAUAUGGGAGAGAGGUGUGUGGACCCUGUUUAUCAGGAUGGGAACCUUGUUUCUGGAUCACUGGAAGCCUUGAUAGAGCGCCUGGUGCCCACCAUGGACUAUUAUCCAGAUAGGACUUACAUCUUCACUUUCCUAUUGAGCUCACGAGUCUUCAUUCACCCACAUGAGCUCCUGGCUAAAGUGGGGCAGAUCUGCAUUAAACAGAAGCAGCAACUAGAAACGGGGACCGAGGCAGAAAAGCUAAAAUCCUUCGCUGCCAAAAUCAUUCAGCUCCUGAAGGAAUGGACUGAAACUUUCCCCUAUGAUUUCCAAGAUGAAAAAUCCAUGAAAGAGUUGAAGGAGAUUGCUCACAGGAUCACACAAUGUGAUGAGGAAAAUGGAACAGUGAAAAAGAUCAUUAGCCAGAUGACACAGAAUCUCCUGAUGGCUCUCUCCGCACGGAGCCAGUACCAGGAAAUCAGAGAGAAAUUCCGGCAGCCUGUUAGCGACAAAGGCACCAUCCUCAAAACGAAGCCACAGUCAACUCAAAAGGACAUCCUGAGUGUGUGCUGUGACCCUCUGAUCUUGGCACAGCAGCUGACCUAUAUCGAACUGGAAAGGGUGAGCAACAUUUACCCGGAGGAUUUGAUGCAGAUUGUCAGCCACAUGGACUCCCUGGAUAAUCACAAGUGCCGAGGCGAUGUGACCAAAACCUAUAAUUUGGAGGCCUAUGACAAUUGGUUCAAUUGUCUCAGCAUGCUGGUGGCUACAGAGAUUUGUCGGGUUGUAAAGAAAAAGCAGCGUACAAGAAUGGUGGAAUUUUUCAUUGAUGUGGCAAGAGAAUGCUUCAACAUUGGAAACUUCAACUCAAUGAUGGCUAUUAUCUCUGGCAUGAAUUUGAGUCCCGUGGCACGGCUAAAGAAAACUUGGUCCAAGGUCAAAACAGCCAAAUUUGAUGUUUUAGAGCAUCACAUGGAUCCAUCCAGCAACUUUUGUAAUUACCGCACAGCCCUGCAAGGAGCAGCACAGCGAUCUCAGACUGCCAACAGCAAUCGAGAGAAAAUAGUCAUCCCAGUUUUCAACCUGUUUAUUAAAGAUAUCUACUUUCUGCACAAAAUACAUACGAACCGCUUGCCCAAUGGGCAGAUAAACUUCAAGAAAUUCUGGGAAAUUUCAAGACAGAUUCAUGAUUUCCUGACAUGGAAGCAGGUUGAGUGCCCUUUUGAAAAAGACAAGAAGAUCCAGAGCUAUCUACUCACAGCACCCAUUUAUAGUGAAGAAGCUCUGUUCAUUGCAUCCUUUGAAAGUGAAGGUCCAGAAAACCACAUGGAAAAAGACAGCUGGAAAACACUCAGGACAACUCUGCUUAACAGAGCCUGAGAUUUUUGGGUCUGAUCUACACACUUUGAAGCACAUUGAAUGAACGUGUUUUUACAACCUGAAAGACUUGGACUGAGCUAAAAAAGACCUCACUGGUUGAGGUCUCUUUUGUAUAUACAGUAACUUUUAUGAAAUAAGAUGUGGUAAAUAUUUCACAUGUCAACCUUAAGGCACUUAAGUGAAGGGUUUUGGUUUUUUAUUUUAAAUA